Molecule: messenger RNA, 1344 nt
Organism: Jatropha curcas
Lineage: Eukaryota; Viridiplantae; Streptophyta; Magnoliopsida; Malpighiales; Euphorbiaceae
Product: NADPH-dependent aldo-keto reductase, chloroplastic
Molecular function (GO): oxidoreductase activity
Source: RefSeq, a predicted model, not a curated record
UCCCCAACGAAAGGAUUCCGGCAGCUGCUUAUUAUUUAUUAAAUAAUUAAAGAUCCGUAUCAGAUUUUGCAUUUGGCUUUUAAUGCUAUAAAUAGACCAAUCAUUGUUCAUAUCGUCUCAAAUAUAAGAUUCGGGAGGUUUUGUUUUUUUCUACGAGAAAUGGCCAACGCAAUUCGAUUCUUUACUCUAAAUACCGGAGCCAAAAUCCCCUCCGUUGGCCUCGGCACUUGGCAAUCUGAACCUAGCGUUGUUGGCGACGCUGUUACUGCUGCCAUUAAGGCUGGAUAUAGACAUAUUGAUUGUGCUUCAGUUUAUGGCAAUGAGAAGGAGGUUGGUUUAGCACUGAAAAAGCUGUUUGAUGAUGGCGUAGUGAAGCGUGAGGAGUUGUGGAUUACCUCAAAACUCUGGUGUACUGACCAUGAUCCAGAAGAUGUACCAGUGGCGUUGAAUAGAACUUUGCAGGACUUGCAACUUGAAUAUCUAGAUCUGUAUCUGAUCCAUUGGCCAGCAAGCAUGAAGAAGGGUUCGGUUGGGUUUAAGCCAGAGAACCUUACACGCCCAAAUAUACCAAGCACAUGGAAAGCAAUGGAAGCACUGUAUGAUUCUGGUAAGGCUAGAGCUAUUGGGGUUAGUAAUUUCACUGCAAAAAAGCUUGGAGAUCUGCUUGAAGUUUCUAGAGUUCCUCCUGCUGUUAAUCAAGUAGAGAUUCACCCUGUCUGGCAGCAGCCUAAGCUUCAUGAAUUCUGUAACUCCAAGAGAAUUCACUUAACUGGGUAUUCACCAUUAGGUUCCCCUGGAUUAGGAAGUGUGAAGGUUCAGGUUCUCAAGCAUCCAAUUCUACAGGAAGUUGCUGAGAAAUUAGGGAAAUCUACUGCACAAGUGGCUCUUCGAUGGGGGUUACAAAUGGGCCACAGUGUGCUGCCUAAGAGCACAAAUGAGGCAAGAAUAAAGGAAAACUUGGACGUUUUUGAUUGGUCAAUUCCUGAAGAUUUGUUCGCCAAGUUCUCUGAAAUUGAACAGGUGAGGUUAAUUAGAGGCACUGGAUUUGUUGAUCAGACCUACGGCUUUUACAAGACAGUGGAAGAACUUUGGGAUGGUGAACUGUGAGAGAAAAAGACUAGAUUUUCCAUUUUGGCUGCUUCUGUCUUGUAUUCUUACAUUUCAAUAGUAAUCAGCUUUGCAAUUUGAUGCUGCACUUAAUAACCAAAUAAGAUAGAUGGAGCCAGAGGAAUUUUUCAUUUACCAGAAUUGGAAUUGUUGUUUUCUUAUUUCUAGUUUAAUACUACAAAUAAUAGUCUUAAACGUAUAUUUAAUUUCUAAUUAAUGCUUAUUUUAGUUUAUCAA